CUAUCCGGUUCCCCCACUCUGAAACUCAUCAAUAAAAGAAACUUAUUUUUCUUUAAAAAAAAUUUAUGUAUCUAUCUCAGUCCUCAAAAUACAAAUAUUUUGAAAUUUUUAUUUUCUUUUCUGGACUUCCAAACGUAGCCUAACUAGAGUUUUCUCUAGCCCUCUCAUGGAGAUGGCUGCCACUAUUAGUAGCAGACCAGCUGCGUUUUAUCUUAAAGUGUCUCAGUUAUCUUCUUCUCCAUCGUCGAAUCACUUAAAUUUGAUCUAUGUCUUGGAACAAAACCAUUGGCAAUGGAAUAGCUUCCAUGUCUUCGAAAGCGAGGUUUGGAUGGUCGAAAGGGGGUGCGGGUCUCUUGGAGCGCCCGACCUUUGAUCAGUCUCAGUUUGAUCCUACUCCGCAAGCUAAGGAAGGAGAUAAGGGACAGCUGAGGGACAAGAAAGGUGCUUUUAGUGGAGAUAGAUACAAGGUUUUUCCGAGUGACAAUAUAUAUUUGAAAUCAAGCCAGAGAACACUCUCCCUCUUGGAACAAUGUCUAACCAGGAGAAAUAUCAAGCAGAUUCAGUCCCAUCUAAUUGUCUCAGGAACCCUUUUCGAUCCUUUUGCGGCAGGAAAGCUCAUAGCCUUUUAUGCGAUCUCUAAACAUGGCGAUCUGAGUCAUGCGUAUCUCCUCUUUUGCCAUCUCCCCCACCCCACUAAAUUCAUUUGGAACACCAUGAUAAGAGCUUUUGCAGAGAAGCAAGAACCUAUCAAAGCUAUAGCUCUGUAUAAGAAAAUGUUAGAAAAAAGAAUCUUACCUAACAACUACACCUUCUCAUUCCUUCUCAAGGCUUCUGUUGACCUCACUGAUGUUCUAUUUGGUCUUCAGAUACACGCACAAAUCAUCAAACUUGGUUGGGAAUCCUAUGACUUUGUCCAAAAUGGUUUGAUCCAUUUGUAUGCUACUUGUAAUUGUGUUGCCUUGGCUCGUAAAUUGUUUGAUAUGAGUUUAAACCUUGAUGUGAUUUCAUGGACCGCAAUGAUCAAUGGCUAUGCAAAAUCUGGGGAACUUGAAGUUGCACGGAGAUUGUUUAAUGAGAUGCCUGAAAGGAAUGCUGUUUCUUGGAGUUCUUUGAUCUCUGGCUAUGCUCAAGUUGGUAUGUUCAGAGAGGCACUUGAACUUUUUAAUGAGAUGCAGCUUGCUGGCAUCCAGCCUAAUCAUGCUGGGAUUGUUGGUGCACUAUUGGCCUGUGCUUUUCUUGGGGCUUUGGAUCAAGGAAGAUGGAUUCAUGCUUACGUGAAUAGAAAUGGGAUGGAAUUGGAUACAAUUCUGGGUACUUCUCUUAUUGACAUGUAUGCAAAGUGUGGGUGCAUAGAUACUGCUCUUCAGGUCUUCAAUGAGAUGCCUGAGAGAGAUGUCUUUGCUUUUACUUCAAUGAUUUCUGGCCUUGCGAACCAUGGCCAGAGUGCAAGUGCUAUUAUGUUAUUUUGUAAGAUGCAAAAGGAAGGAGUUGAGCCUAAUGAAGUUACAUUUAUAUGUGUAUUAAGUGCAUGCAGUAGAAUGGGGUUGGUGGAAGAAGGGAUGAGAUUUUUCAAAAGCAUGAGUGCAACUUACGGGAUUGAUCCAGGGGUGGAGCACUAUGGAUGCCUGGUAGAUCUAUUGGGGCGAGCAGGUUUGCUGGAAGAAGCAAAGAGAGUGGUGAGAGAGAUGCCCAUGGACCCUGACUCAUAUGUCUUAGGUGCAUUACUCAAUGCUUGUAGAAUGCAUGGUGAUGUUGAAUUGGGAAAAGAAAUGGUUGAGAGCUUGUCUAGACGGAGUCUUGACCAUGGCGGGGUUCAUGUUCUUUUAUCUAACAUGUUUGCCUCAGCUAAUCAGUGGGAAGAUGUGGCAAAGGUGAGAAAGGGAAUGGAAGAGAAGAAAGUGAAGAAGGUGCCUGGAUGUAGCUUGAUUGAAGUUGAUGGUGUUAUUUGGGAAUUUGUUGUGGGAGAUAGGUCUCAUUUUAUAAUUGAGGAAGUCAUCUUUUUAUUGCUUGGAAUGGACAAACAGUUGAAGUCUUUUGGGUUAGAUGACAAUUUUAUGUCCAUUGAACAAUUCCUCUAGGUUGAAAAUUAUAGGUAGCAGUUCAGUUGCAAGCAAUUAGCUGUUGGUCGGCACCUUCAUCCUAGUUACCAGGAUUGAAGAUCUCUAUCCCGGUCUUACAAAUUCUUUGAUUACACAAGCAGAGGAGCAUGUUUGAAGUUCUUUGACAUGAAAGUUUCUUUUCUGUUAUUUGGUUACGUACAAACAAGGGUUAGAGAUCACAAGUCCAUCUAACAAGCCUUCUAUUAAACACACUAAAGAGAAACGCAGAGAAAGUAGAGAGACAGAAAUCUAUUUGACAAUCUAAACCAAUAGGAGUUUCUCCCAUCUAAGAAUUAACUGUAAGUUCACAACCACGAACUCCACCAAUUUCAUGGUCCCAAAAUCUUCUUCUCUGUCUCCUCUGAAAACCAAUGUUUAUUUUUACCUCAUUUAUAAUCCCUUUAUCCCUUGGAGGUGGCUUCUGCUAGUUGUAGAUCUCAUUUUUCUUAUCAAAGUCCCUUAUUCUUGUCUUCUCUAUCCUUGAAUGUCAUAACCUUGAAAAUUUUCACACUGACAACUGGUGGUUCCACUUUCGUGUGAGCAAGGUUUAUUUCGUUGAAAGGAGGCAUUGUCCCUUGGAGUACCCAGAGCUUUAGAUCACUUCCAAUUUGAUUCUGUUCGACAAGCUGAGAAGUGUCGACUGUGAGCGGUGCCAUCCGUUACAUCUGAUGAUGCAAGAAAACUCUUCCACGUAUCACGUCAGAAUGGUGUGGCUGUUGUCAUAGUUACUGUGAAGGACCAUGCUGAAUUCUAUUCACAGAUGAUGAUACGUUGGGGAUUGGAAUCAAUAAUCAAACCUGAACCAAAUACUGUGUAAAUUGGUGGGGAUCUCAGAAUCUUAGAGAUCGAUCAAAUUGGAGCUGCAGUACUAAUGGUUUGGCUGUAACAAAAUUUUGAAAUCACGAGUCUUUCGAUUAAACUGAUAUAUGCAGUGAAGGGAGGAUGUAUAUGACUAAUGAAUUUUAGAAGAUUGAAUCUAUGUCGUGCAAAGGAUUUGAGUAAAAUCUAUGGAUAGAAAUUUUCUGGGCACAGGGUUGCCCUUUGGAGAGGAGCUUAUGGGCAACCAUUGGGACUGAAGAGGUAGUACUUCGGGGUCAAGUUCAAUUUUGAAUUGUGAUUGAGAAGCUUUUAUGAUUGACUAUAUAUUUAUAUUUAUGGAA
This is a messenger RNA of Macadamia integrifolia, 3259 nucleotides long. Its product is annotated as pentatricopeptide repeat-containing protein At5g66520-like. Lineage: Eukaryota; Viridiplantae; Streptophyta; Magnoliopsida; Proteales; Proteaceae. The transcript is spliced from 4 exons. Bases 267 to 2078 code for a protein of 603 amino acids. Gene Ontology annotation, molecular function: RNA binding; protein binding. Gene Ontology annotation, biological process: RNA modification. The record is from RefSeq and is a predicted model, not a curated record.